AUGGAGACGUUGCGUCAAAUUCAGUUGAAUAUUCCUUUGAUGGAUGCCUUGAGGGAGAUGCCAGGUUAUGCGAAGAUGAUGAAGGACCUCAUGUCACAGAAGUUUGAUUUUCAGGACUUAUCCACAGUGACUCUGACGCAGACCUGCAGCGCAGUAGUGACAAGAUCGAUGGCCCAAAAAAUGUCCGACCCAAGUAGCUUCACUAUUCCAUGCACGAUUGGGAGUUAUGCAUUUCCAAAGCUGGCUGACCGCACGGUUAAAAGGCCAACUGGGAUUCUUGAUGAUGUGUUGGUGCAAGAGGGGAAGUUCGUGUUCCCUACAGAGUUUGUUAUUCUGGACUGUCAGGUAGAUGAGGAGAUACCUACCAUUUUAGGUAGGCCAUUUUUGGCCAGUGGGAGAGCACUGAUCGAUUGUGAGACUGGGGAAUUAAAAAUGAGACUGAACGAUGAAGAAGUCAUAUUUAAUGUUCAGCAAUCAAUGAUGAGACCCAGUGAAUAUGCUAAUUGCUCCCUAGUGGAGGCAGUGGAUGUGAUCCUGCAAGAAGAUGAUGUGACCCUGACUACUAAAGAUCCAUUGGAGACAUGCCUGAAAAAUUUAGAAGAGAUGGAUGGUGAAGGGUUAUCUGAGUGGGUCAUGGCACUUGAAGGCCAAGGAUUCUGGAAAAGGGAACCUCGGUUCGAGUCCCUUGACUUAGAAAAAAAAGCUACACCUACAGUAAAGCCAUCAGUAGAGAAACCACCCAAGCUGGAGUUGAAACCACUCCCAGCUCACCUCAGGUACGUUUUCUUAGGCCUUGAUUCAACUUUGCCUAUCAUUAUAUCAUCCGAUUUGCUAGAUGUGCAGGUAGAACUGCUCUUACAGCCUACUCUGUUCAAGGAUGCCCAUGCUUGGGUUAAAAACUGCGAUGAAUGCCAAAGGACUGGCAACAUAUCUCGUAGACACGAGAUGCCAAUGACCACAAUUCAAGAGGUGGAGAUUUUUUACAUGUGGGGGAUUGACUUCAUGGGGCCAUUUGUCAGCUUGUAUGGUAACAAGUACAUAUUGGUAGUAGUUGACUACGUCUCCAAGUGGGUCGAAGCAGUGGCUCUCCCGAAAUGA
Molecule: messenger RNA, 1098 nt
Organism: Nicotiana tabacum (common tobacco)
Lineage: Eukaryota; Viridiplantae; Streptophyta; Magnoliopsida; Solanales; Solanaceae
Source: RefSeq, a predicted model, not a curated record